UGACGUCAUCGAACGAAGCCGGAAAAACUUCCGGCCCCGGCUGCAAAGCUUGGUCUGCCGUCGGGACAGAGUUUAACUUGGACGCUGAGCGACUGUGUGUCGCAGCGAAUGGCUAGGGACCUGAUCGGGCCGGCACUGCCGCCAGGCUUCAAGAAGCACGCGACAGCUGAGGACGAGGAGCGGGACCUGAGCCCAGUUGCAGGGCCAGCUCUGCCCCCUAAUUACAGGAGCAGCAGUUCGGAUUCCUCAGACAGCGAUGAGGACAGCAGUUCACUGUCUGAAGAGGGAGGUCAAGAGUCUGCGGAAGAUGACAGUGGUCCCACUGCCAGAAAACAGAGGCGACAUCAAGAUAGAGAUGACGACGAUGAUGGGUUUUUUGGACCAGCCCUUCCUCCUGGAUUUAAGAAGCAGGAUGACUCUCCUCCAAGGCCUAUAAUAGGUCCUGCACUGCCGCCUGGUUUUAUUAAGUCUCCACAGAAAAGUGACAAAGGCAGAGAGGAUUCAGGACAAGUGUCAUCAUUCUUCAACUCAGAGGAAGCAGAGAGCAGUGACGAUGGGGAUAUUGUUGGACCAAUGCCCGCAAAAGGACCGGUUAACUACAGCGUGACAACAGAGUUUGAAAGACGGGCCCAGAGAAUGAAGGAAAAAUUAACCAAAGGAGAUGACGAUUCAUCUAAACCAAUUACAAGAGAGUCGUGGAUGACUGAGCUUCCUCCAGAAAUGAAAGACUUUGGUCUUGGGCCGAGAAGCUUUAAGAGAAGAGCGGAUGACAAAUCCGGAGACCGCUCCAUCUGGACAGACACCCCAGCUGACCGCGAAAGGAAAGCUAAGGAAAUGCAAGAAGCAAGGAAGUCAUUCAGUAAGAAAGAUGAAGAAAAUGUAUUGUCAGGAAGGGAUAAGAGAUUGGCUGAGCAAGUGUCCUCAUACAACGAAUCAAAAAGAUCAGAAUCCCUCAUGGACAUUCACCACAAAAAGUUAAAGAAUAAGGCUGCUGAAGAUAAAAACAAGCACCAAGAGAGAACGCCAUUUGAUCGUGAUAAAGAUCUCAAGGUUAAUCGGUUUGAUGAGGCUCAGAAGAAAGCCCUAAUAAAGAAAUCCAGAGAACUAAAUACCCGGUUUUCACAUGGCAAAGGCAACAUGUUUUUAUAAGUGAGUGUACUUCAGUGAGGUACACUCAUUCAUACUGGUCAGUCUGACCCCCUCCGAGGACCCCUUUGUCUAUAGCAAUUAUGUGCACAGACUUUUCCUUUUGUAAUAAAGUAAACUCAGAGUCUA
Molecule: messenger RNA, 1275 nt
Organism: Peromyscus leucopus (white-footed mouse)
Lineage: Eukaryota; Metazoa; Chordata; Mammalia; Rodentia; Cricetidae
Gene: Gpalpp1
Product: GPALPP motifs containing 1
Exons: 8
Coding region: 109-1149 (346 amino acids)
Source: RefSeq, a predicted model, not a curated record